Molecule: messenger RNA, 888 nt
Organism: Exophiala viscosa
Lineage: Eukaryota; Fungi; Ascomycota; Eurotiomycetes; Chaetothyriales; Herpotrichiellaceae
Exons: 4
Coding region: 1-888 (295 amino acids)
Molecular function (GO): acetylpyruvate hydrolase activity
Source: RefSeq, a predicted model, not a curated record
AUGGCCUCCUCCGCCCCUUUCAAGCGUCUUGUCCGCUUUGUCCCACGAUCCGAUUCGUCAAAGGUCCUUAUUGGCCAGCCUGAAGACGACAAUGUCGACGUUGGUGUCGCUCUCAAAAAGGGUCAAGAUGUGCCUGUGAGCAUCUUCUCUGGGUCUUCGGUGCUAUCACCAGGACAGGAUACGGGCAAAAGCGCUAUCAUCGACCGAGUUCUGUCCCCUUUAGCUAAGUCCGAGGUCGGCACGAUCCGAUGUAUUGGGUUGAAUUACAAGCAACACGCGGCAGAAGUCAACAUGUCUUUACCUACAGUCCCGACUGUUUUCAUGAAACCCGACACAUCCUUAGGCGAUCCGUGGCCCGCACCGACUAUCCUUCCCACACUAACCCAGCAAGAUGACUGCGGUGACUACGAGUCAGAACUCGCCGUCAUCCUGGGCAAGACUGCCAAGAACGUGUCCGAGAGCGAAGCGCUGGAUUAUGUCCUUGGGUAUACGGCCUGCAACGACGUCUCAAGCCGGACCAGCCAGUUCGCACAGAGUCAGUGGAGUUUCUCUAAGGGUUUCGAUGGCGCGUGCCCGAUCGGGCCGACGCUGGUGUCGCCGUCGGUGAUCCCAGAUCCGUCGAAGCUGCAUGUCCGUGGCAUCAAGAACGGCGACCAGGUGCUGCAGGACUGUGGAACGGAUGAUCUGAUUUUCUCGGUGGCCAAGUUGAUUAGUUUCCUAUCGCAGGGCACGACGCUGCCGGCUGGUACGUUGAUAAUCACCGGGACACCGGCGGGCGUGGGUGUCGGGAAGAAACCCAAGGUUACGCUGCGAGAAGGCGACGAGUUUGCCGUGGAGAUCCUGCCGCAUAUUGGGACAUUGAUUAAUGUUUUUGAGAAUGAGAAAUAG